GUUAUGGGAGAUCAAGAAACCUUCAAAGCUCUUAAUAAGAAGUGUUUUAAAGAACAAGCCAUUUGGAUGUUAAAUGCUUUAUGGCCAACACAUAAAGAUACAGUGGCUGAAGAAAUAUGGAAAUUUGCUCAAAUGUUUUCAGAAUUUGAGAUUGAGAAUCACGAAAAUGGAUGUGAUCUUGAUGAGUUAAAUAUGCACCGUGUUUUUGAAAAACUUGGAAAUCAAAAAACUGUUCAAGAAAUGCGUUCUCAAUUAAAACAAGCUGGAGUAGAAAACUUUAAAAAAGUUGGAAUGCUUCAUUUUCUUACUUACUAUUAUGGGAUGGAUUGGCAUAAAGUUGCUAAUGCUCCACAAGGUGACAAUACUGCUGAGUUAGAUAAAGCCCAAAAAUUACUUGAUGAAGUUUCUAAACAAUUAGAAGAAUGUCAAAAAAAAGCUGAAGAGUCUAAGAAAUCUGCUGAAGCUGCUGCUGAAAAAGCUACUGCUUCUAAGAAAUCUGCUGAGGCUGCUGCUGCUAGACAAAAAGAAGCACAAGCUGCAGAAGAAGAAGUUACAAAAGCUUUAAAUGAAGUUAAGGCACAAGAACAAGCUAAAGAAGAUAAAAGAAAAGCACUUCAAAAGAAGAUAGAAACUGCUGGAUUAGUUGCUAAGAAUGCUGCUAUCCAAGAAUUAGCUAAACUUGAUAGUGAAGAUGAUUUACCUUUAAGAAGAGCUAAAACUACUCUUGAAGCUGCUCAAAGAAAAGCUGCUAAAGCUCUUAAAAUUGCUACUGAGGCUAAAGAAAAGGCUGAUAACGAUGCUACUGUUGCUCAAGAAUCACAAAAAAAAGCUGACGAGGCUGCUAAAGAAGCUGAACAAGCAGUUGAAAGUACACAAAAGAAAAUGGAAGAGGCUGAAGCUUAUCUUGCUGAACAAAAAGCUGCUGCUGGAGGAAGUGGACAAGGAACAAUGUGGUGGAUUCAAAGAGAACUUGAUGAAAAGAAGAAGUAUAUGCCAAUGAGAAAAGGAGGUGUUGCAAAGCAUUAA
Entamoeba histolytica HM-1:IMSS is the source of this 1026-nucleotide messenger RNA. Its product is annotated as TolA-like protein, putative. NCBI's taxonomy places the organism in Eukaryota, Evosea, Mastigamoebida, Endamoebidae. The record is from RefSeq and is a predicted model, not a curated record. Gene Ontology annotation, biological process: actin crosslink formation; parallel actin filament bundle assembly. Bases 4 to 1026 code for a protein of 340 amino acids. The transcript has a single exon. Gene Ontology annotation, cellular component: cortical cytoskeleton. Gene Ontology annotation, molecular function: actin filament binding.